AUGGCAUUGGCAUUGGGAGUGGGUGCCGGUGUUUUAACAUUGGAAUCUGUCUACGGGUUUUUGUUCUAUAUAAUAGGUUUCACACUCACAAACUUGGUAUUUUACCAGAUCUGUUGCCAAGGGAGGGUCAAAGAGUUCUUCAGAAAGCCACUACAUGAAGUAUUUAUUGAUGGAAUAGCUAGUAAUGUUGCGGGCUUCCUUAUGAUGUGGUGUCUCGUAUUUGCUCUAGUCAAGUGA
Molecule: messenger RNA, 237 nt
Organism: Debaryomyces fabryi
Lineage: Eukaryota; Fungi; Ascomycota; Pichiomycetes; Serinales; Debaryomycetaceae
Exons: 1
Coding region: 1-237 (78 amino acids)
Biological process (GO): protein folding in endoplasmic reticulum; autophagosome assembly
Cellular component (GO): endoplasmic reticulum; EMC complex; membrane
Source: RefSeq, a predicted model, not a curated record